Armigeres subalbatus is the source of this 457-nucleotide messenger RNA. RefSeq lists its product as uncharacterized. NCBI's taxonomy places the organism in Eukaryota, Metazoa, Arthropoda, Insecta, Diptera, Culicidae. The record is from RefSeq and is a predicted model, not a curated record. Bases 26 to 412 code for a protein of 128 amino acids. The transcript has 2 exons.
GCCUUCACGGCAGUUUUGAAAAAGGAUGUCGAAAUUGGAAUCUUGUGUUCCGUCUGCGGUUCUACCGUCCAAAGCUCAAGUGAUUCCAUGUUUGAAUUUACCGACGGAAACUGCUCCAAUAUUCGGACAAAUCGCAGAAUACUUCAUAUCCUUACCCCUCAUGGUUCGAGGAAAUAAUCUGAAUUACGGAUCAAUCGAUUGCAUUGAUCCAUGCGCUCAGCGCUUAGCGGUUUCCCAGACAUUAUGGUGCAGCAGCAGGAAGAUCGAAUCCGAAAUCGAAGUGGCCAAUUUCAUCGGAAAGAUUUUGUUUUGGAAGACGCACGGCCGAAGAGCAACCAAAGUUAACGAAUACAACGUUUGGUACUUCAUCCCCAUCAAAUCAUCCCCGAGAAAUAGUGUGCCUUCCAUAUGAUCGAUCGAAAAGUGGUCACCCAGCAGGCAAUGAUACUUGUUGUAA